Messenger RNA from Equus caballus (horse), 13545 nucleotides. RefSeq names its product ADAM metallopeptidase with thrombospondin type 1 motif 17 (gene ADAMTS17). The record is from RefSeq and is a predicted model, not a curated record. Gene Ontology annotation, cellular component: extracellular matrix. Lineage: Eukaryota; Metazoa; Chordata; Mammalia; Perissodactyla; Equidae. Gene Ontology annotation, molecular function: metalloendopeptidase activity. Gene Ontology annotation, biological process: proteolysis; extracellular matrix organization.
UGAAGGGCUUCACUCCGGCUGGCGCCGCCGCUCGCGCGCUCCUGCUCCGCCGCGACCGUCCGGGGGGCUGCUCCUCCCCAGGACCAUGUGUGACGGCGCCCUGCUGCCUCCUCUUGUCCUGCCCUUGCUGCUGCUGCUGUUUUGGGGACUGGACCCGGGCACAGCUGUCGGCGACGCGGCGGCCGACGUGGAGGUGGUGCUCCCGCGGCGGGUGCGCCCGGACGACGUGCACCUGCCGCCGCUGCCCGGCGCCCCCGCGCCCCGAAGGCGCCGGCGCCCCCGCGCGCCCCCCACCGCCCCGCGCGCCCGGCCCGGCGAGCGCGCGCUGCUGCUGCACCUGCCGGCCUUUGGGCGCGACCUGUACCUGCAGCUGCGCCGCGACCUGCGCUUCCUGUCCCGCGGCUUCGAGGUGGAGGAGGCGGGCGUAGCCGAGCGCCGCGGACGCCCCGCCGAGCUGUGCUUCUACUCAGGCCGCGUGCUGGGCCACCCCGGCUCCCUCGUCUCGCUCAGCGCCUGUGGCGCCGCCGGCGGCCUGGUUGGCCUCAUCCAGCUUGGGCAGGAGCAGGUGCUAAUCCAGCCCGUCAAUAAUUCCCAGAGCUCGCUCAGUGGACAAGAACAUCUGAUCAGGCGCAAAUGGUCCUUGACACCCAGUCCCUCCACCGACACCCAGGUUCCUGGGCGGCUCUGCAAAGUUCUGACAGAAAAGAAGCCAAGGAGAGGCAGGCCAUCGCGGGACUGGCGAGAGCGGAGGAAUGCCAUCCAGCUCACCAACGAGCAUACGGUGGAGACACUGGUGGUGGCCGACGCUGACAUGGUGCAGUACCAUGGGGCAGAGGCUGCCCAGAGGUUCAUCCUCACUGUCAUGAACAUGGUAUACAAUAUGUUUCAGCACCAAAGUCUUGGAAUUAAAGUUAACAUUCAAGUUACCAAGCUGGUCCUGCUACGACAACGUCCUGCCAAGUUGUCCAUUGGGCAUCAUGGCGAGCGGUCCCUGGAGAGCUUCUGUCACUGGCAGAAUGAGGAAUAUGGAGGUGCCCGGUACCUCGGCAACAAUCAGGUUCCAGGAGGGAAGGACGAUACGCCCCCGGUGGAUGCCGCUGUAUUUGUGACCAGGACAGAUUUCUGCGUACACAAAGAUGAACCCUGCGAUACCGUUGGAAUUGCUUACUUAGGAGGUGUGUGCAGUGCUAAGAGGAAAUGUGUGCUUGCCGAAGACAAUGGUCUCAAUUUGGCCUUUACCAUCGCUCAUGAGCUGGGCCACAACUUGGGGAUGAACCACGAUGAUGACCACUCAUCCUGCGCCGGCAGGUCCCACAUCAUGUCAGGAGAGUGGGUGAAAGGCCGGAACCCCAGCGACCUCUCUUGGUCCUCCUGCAGUCGAGAUGACCUUGAAAACUUCCUCAAGUCGAAAGUCAGCACCUGUUUGCUGGUCACAGACCCCAGGAGCCAGCACGCAGUGCGCCUCCCUCACAAGCUGCCAGGCAUGCACUAUAGCGCCAACGAGCAGUGCCAGAUCCUGUUUGGCACCAAUGCCACCUUCUGCAGAAACAUGGAGCAGCAUCUGAUGUGCGCUGGACUUUGGUGCCUGGUGGAAGGAGAUACAUCUUGCAAGACCAAGCUGGACCCUCCCCUGGACGGCACGGAGUGUGGGGCAGACAAGUGGUGCCGCGCCGGGGAGUGCGUGAGCAAGACGCCCAUCCCGGAGCACGUGGACGGAGACUGGAGUCCAUGGGGUGCCUGGAGCAUGUGCAGCCGGACGUGUGGGACAGGAGCCCGCUUCCGGCAGAGGAAAUGUGACAACCCCCCCCCUGGGCCUGGAGGCACGCACUGCCUGGGUGCCAGCGUGGAGCACGCGGUCUGUGAAAACCUGCCCUGCCCCAAGGGCCUGCCCAGCUUCCGGGAUCAGCAGUGCCAAACACACGACCGGCUGAGCAGCAAGAAGAAGGGCCUGCUGACAGCAGUGGUGGUUGAUGAUAAGCCAUGUGAGCUCUACUGCUCGCCCCUUGGGAAGGAGUCCCCGCUGCUGGUGGCCGACAGGGUCCUGGAUGGCACACCCUGCGGGCCCUAUGAGACUGACCUCUGCGUGCAUGGCAGGUGCCAGAAAAUCGGCUGCGAUGGCAUCAUCGGGUCUGCAGCUAAAGAAGAUCGGUGCGGGGUCUGCAGCGGCGACGGCAAGACCUGCCGCGUGGUGAAGGGCGACUUCAGCCACUCCCGGGGGACAGUCAAGAAUAAUCUGUGUACGAAGGUGUCCACAUGUGUGAUGGCAAAGGCCGUUCCCAAGUGCUUCUCAUGUUAUAUUGAAGCCGCCAUCAUUCCAGCUGGAGCUCGGAGGAUUCGCGUGGUGGAAGAUAAACCUGCCCACAGUUUUCUGGCCCUCAAAGACUCCAAUAAGAGAUCCAUCAACAGUGACUGGAAGAUAGAACUCCCCGGAGAGUUCCAGAUCGCAGGCACGACCGUCCGCUACGUUAGAAGGGGCCUGUGGGAGAAAAUUUCUGCCAAGGGACCCACCAAAACACCCCUGUACCUGAUGGUGUUGUUAUUUCAUGAUCAAAAUUAUGGAAUUCAUUACGAAUACACUGUUCCUGUAAACUACACUGCUGAAAAUCAAAGUGAACCAGAAAAACCCCAGGACUCUCUGUUCAUCUGGACCCACAGCGGCUGGGAAGGGUGCAGCGUGCAGUGUGGAGGAGGGGAACGCAGAACCAUCGUGUCCUGCACGCAGAUUGUUAACAAGACCACGACUCUGGUGAAUGACAGUGAUUGCCCUCAAGCAAGCCGUCCAGAGCCCCAAGUCCGAAGGUGCAAUUCACACCCAUGUCAGUCACGGUGGGUGGCAGGCCCAUGGAGCCCCUGCUCAGCAACCUGUGAGAAGGGCAUCCAGCAUCGGGAAGUGACCUGCGUGUAUCAGCUGCAGAAUGGCACACACGUCGCCACUCGCCCCCUCUACUGCCCAGGCCCGCGGCCAGCACCAGUGCAGAGCUGUGAAGGCCAGGACUGUUUGUCCAUCUGGGAGGCAUCCGAGUGGUCACAGUGUUCUGCCAACUGUGGUAAAGGGACGCAGAAACGGACAGUGACAUGCACCAACUCACAAGGAAAAUGCGAUGCAUCCACGAGGCCGAAAGCUGAGGAGGUGUGCGAAGACUACUCAGGCUGCUAUGAGUGGAAAACUGGGGAUUGGUCCAAGAAAUCUGUCAACGUGGCAACGUGGCAACAUGGCCUGCGUCCUCACAUGGCCACUGUGACUGAGGCCGAGGGGGCUGGCGCCUCUUCCCAGGCCAUGGUUCUCCAGCUCUCCAGGCUCCUCACAGCCACUUGGCACUUUAACCUACCCACCUGACCCAGGCAGGAAAUUUGGUUUCUGCCUCUGCUUUAUGGAAGGAGGAGAGGUUUGUCCUUUGGGAAGCAAAACUUGUCGGAAUCUGGUCCUUACAGAAAUGCAACCAUCCCCCGCCCUCCAACCCCACCCUACCCCAGCAGUCAGAAUACAAAUUCCUCCAAACCCUUGAAGUACAUAAAAGCGAAAUUUCUCAGGUUCCAGUUUGCUGGCUGUGCUAAAAUGCAGCAUCUGGAUAACACUGAUUUCCAAGAUCAAAAACACCUCCUUCCUAUUUACUCCCUGAUCAAAACAUCUGACCAAAGCAAUAGUACCCAGGCCAACAAUCCAGUUGCUCCAAAAAAUAAACACGUGAAUGUAACAAAGCUUAUUUGGGGGCUGCCAGGAUGAAUUUUACAUUGGAGGAGAGAUUUCACUUCAAGGCUCUUGCAGAAGAAAUAUGCCAUUAGAACCUGGAGUCUUGUGAUAGACAUUAAGCGGUUGACUCCCUCUGACUCACCACUUAAUGUGUCUCAACCUCUCUGGCCCUCGGUCUCCUUCUCUCUGAAACGGGAAUUAUUAACAUCGACCCUGCUAGUUCUCAGAGCUUCCAAGGUACCAGUCUGUGUGACUAAACACUUAGAUAGCUACGCCCGCCUGGGGUCCCUCACCCAGUGUCCACAGUGUUGCAAGGCACAGUGCCCGGGAUUAACCUGUUCUGUCUGAUCUAAUUUCCUCUUCUCAGUUGGGCUGCCCACCCUUUUAUAGAACCAUGUCGAGAAAUAUUGUCUUCUACCCCAGCAGGUCCAGACACAGCUUAAGAAAGGCUACCAGUGUGUCCCAAAGCCCAGGGGAAUGUAGGCGAGCUCUCAACAUUUUAGGUUCUGAUCAAUAAGAAAACAUUUGUGAAUGUUCUGUGUCAGAAUUGUCUAAAGACUUGGUGGUUCCUUUGUACCUGAGAGGUCACAGAGUGCCGAGGUCUUGGAGGGGGAAACUACCUAACACAGUGACAGGCAGAAUAACAUUGUCUGGACUCGAGAUGUGCAGGAGUGGGUUGGAAUAAAGCUGUCAUUAUAGUCCAGGAACUGACAGGAUCCUAGUGGUCACACCCUAAAUGUCGCCUGGACUAUUGAAGGGCGAUCCCGCAGUCACUGGUGUCCCUGGGCAGGAAGCAGAGGUGAGGAGUGGACAGUUUGGGCCUGGCCUGCGUGCACCUGACAGGGUCCGGGGGGGUACCUGGUGUCAUUUCCUCUUUGCAGUGUAACCCUGCACCUGGUGCCACCAGUCCCCUCCGGCCAGGGACAUUAUCCCUGUGUUACAAAAGAGGGAGUAGAGACUCAGAGGUUAAGGGACUUGCCCACACCCCUCUGGCAGAAUCCAAGCUCCUGAACCCCAAUUCAGAGCUCAGUACACAUGUGGACACAGACCAAGAAGGGCUCCGGAGGCCCCUGGUAGUGCCUCUGAGCCACAGGGUGCCCUGCGGAUCCUGAGGGUGCCGUGCAGAUGGUUGUUGAUGGCAGGGCCUGGCUUUCUCCAGUCUAACCACUCUGAUUUUGAGGACCAGGAGGACAUUUUUGUUUUCUUACCUCCUAUGAACUUCCCAGUACUGGGAGCAGCGAAACACCAAAGGCUGGAUGUGAACAGUACCUGAGAAGCUCAGUGCUGUGCUGCCCGAGAUCCAGCUUGGUUCCUGAGCCUUCCCUCCUUCAUUGUUCACGGGCCUUCCUGGGCUGAGGACACUGUCUGAUAAACCAUACACGCGGCGCACCGGGCGUGCCGUCCAGAUGAGACAGGGCCUUCUGCUGGUCUUCCUCUUUUCACUAACUAGGCCAUGGUGAAUACACCUUCCAGCUUUCAGAAAAGUAAGGCAUUGGGAGGCCACAGUGCCUGCUUUUUGCCACAGUCAGCUUGAUGGGUUAUCCCUGGCGGUAAGAACAAGAAAGAUCAACAGAAUGUGAAGAUCUCGGCCUCUGUCCAGGGCUAACAUCCAUUGGCAUCUGAUUGGUGUGCACUGAGCUGUUGGGGACAGCACUCAGCGUGGGUGGAAGCCAGCUACCCCUCCCUAGCUGGCACCAGCUCUGGCCAGAGCCAGGGCCCAGGCCAGGCUUGUUCUACCAAGCAGAGAGCGACUGGGUGCUGAACUGGAAGUCCAUGUGUGUGCAUGGUUAUACUGGGAGCAAGUGCUGGUGGGGGAGGUGGGCUGCACAGACUCAACUGAGAGACCCCACCCCCACCCCAGCACUCCACCUCACCGCCACUCCCUUCCGCCUCUGCCAUCACUGGGGUGGGCUGGUAUGCACACUCCGGUACAAUUACAGAAAUCUGCCCAUUGCUUUGCCCUGUGCCUUCUCUGGAGAGGUGGAAAGAAUACAGUUUCCUGUGGGGGUCCCUGUCCUCGCUCCCUUGGGUCACCAGACCAGUGUAAGUGGAUUCCAUGCGAUAGGUCUUCCCCUGACAAUUCCGCCUGUUCAGACUGGAUUUGCUUUACAAUUUGCGUGUUGUCUUUGCGGUCCAGCUUUCAGAUGGUGCCCUUCUUGCACACUUGGGGUCAGGGCACUUUUAUACCCGUCACCAUGAAUCUCCUAUAAGCAGUCUCCAGACCUCCCACUUGCCAGGCUUUGAAGGCAGCAAGCAAGUUGCCCAGAAGGAAACUGGAUAGAAGUCUGAACACCGUCAAAGUAUCAGUGAAUCUGGAAGCUUUGACAUCUUCCAUCCAAGCAAUCCGUCACUUGGCCCCAAGGUGUUGUUGAGAAAGAUAAGCCUGUCUCCAGGGAGAUGAUGGAUGGGCCAGUCCAAAGACGUGCCACAGGUGCUGUCCUGCCCUCCCUGAAGCGGGAAGGACCAGUGGCCCCUCGGGAAGGGGCUGGCACCCGUCCCUUCCCGUAGCUGGGUGAGGGUGCCUGAGAAUAGUGCGUCAAGUUUUGGUGAGGCAGGGCGGGCCUGGGGGGAAUUUGGAAUUGCCUCUCCCUCCCCCAGCCCUAGCAAAUGGCCAAACCCUAAGAGAGUCCAUAUGAGGGACAAACUUCACAUUUCCAUCCCUGCCCAGGGCAUUAUUACUGCUCUGCUAUGUUUGAAACAUGACCUGCAGCUGCCUGUCUUCCCAGGAUAUUAGCUGUUCCCAGGUUUGUGCAAAUCCUUGUUUUUGUCCACUAAUGCUGAGUCCACGUAUUCAGCCCGGGAGAAGGGAGAGGUCAUUUAAAAUGGGGGAGGAAGAAAUUGAACUUCUUUCUGGAAUAGCAUGACUUUUGAUCAGAAGUUGAGAUGCUUUAGUUUCAAGCCCAGAGGCAUUAAUCACCACUGAGUGAUGGGGUGUUUCUAAUUAGAAACAAAUUAUUCUGGAGGGAUUUUAAUAGAUGGUGUUCUUAAAGAAAACUGUUGGCUCUCAGUGUUAAGAGCAUAGCCUUCUCUUUUACUAAAAAGAUCAAAGUGGUCUUUGACUCCCUGGUGCCAGUGGACAUCCCGCAGAAGGGAGCUGGUCUGACUUACAAGGCGUCAGUCACCCCCAGGUAUGCCCCUCCACACCCAAGCCCCUGUCCUCUUUCCCUCUGUAAUGUGGAGACAACAGCACCUCCCAGAGGCCUUAGGAGAUCAGAUGAAGCAAUAAGCAUGCAAACACCUGUGAGCCACAGACCUAGGAGGGCGUCAGGGAGAGCCUCUCACUCGAACAUUGCUGCAGUGGGGUAUCCCCCAGACGGCUGUUAGAGGUCUUCCUGUGUUCUGGGCAGGGGGAUGAGGGCUCAGGUUCUGUGGCCUUAGCAAUGAACAGACCUUAUGUCAUGAGACGGGUUAGUUAGUUAUAGAAAGCUUUUCAGACCCAGCACCACUUCCCAAGCCUGUACUUUCUUUGAUGGGAACUGAUCCCCCAACCCUGCAAGGCCGGCCAGCCUGCCUGCCCAGCUGGGGCCCCCGCUUGCUGUGGGCUUGUGGUAAAGUCAGUGUGAUUCAACCAACGCUUCCUGAGCUCCUGUGCUGUGCCAGACCUGUGCUGGGCACUAGGGGUACAAAAGUGGGCAAUGACGCAGCCUAGAUAUGGACAGGGCAGCAACCAUAGUAGGCCACACCAAGUCCCACUGGUCGGGUGUGAACACAGUGCUGUAGGACCCAGGCAGCCCCUGCCUUGGGAAGCCACAGAUGGGGGUGCUGGCGGCAGGUGAUGCUACUUCUGUUGGGACAGUCACAAUGGCCCCUGGCAUUCACCAAUGCUUUAGCAUUUACAAAGCACUUUCACUCAUAUUAUCUCAUUUGAUUCUCACAGCCACCUAUCCCCAUUUUACAGAUGAGGAAACUGAGGCUCAGAGUGGUGAUGUGGCUGUUUUUCCAAGCUCACACAACUAGAAAAUGGCAGGGCUUGGAGUCUAGUCCCUGCCUUCUGGCUCCCAAUCCACUUUUCUUUCAAGUGCACCAUAACAUCAGAGGCUUAGUUUUCUAAUUUGAAACAGGAAGAAGUUGAACUAUAAGAUGCCUUCAGUCCUAACCAUCAUGGGCCUGUGCUUGUUAUAAAAUCAAGCGUGUACCCACUCGCUCUCCAGCCUGCCUACUCUCCCCCAUCACCUGUCAAAACCUGCUUCCCUAGGGCUUUGUAUCAAUCAUUUACACUUUAGUGUAAAUCUGUUGUCUCUGUGGGAGAUCUUGAAUGUUAAGUCUUCCCUUAUUUGUGAAAUAAAAAGUGGAGUCCUUAAUAAAAGAAACUUGAGCAUCAAAGAGCAAACAUGGGAGGCACUGGGGACAGCAGGGCUCUUUUCUGAGAUGUGUGAAACAUAGCAUGCAGGCAGCCAGCAUUCUGCAUGAAGAUAGUUAUAAGCAAAUCCUCCAUUUGAUGAUGUUACUCUUGCUAGUGUGAGCAGCCAGUGAAAGGAGGGUCAUCCAAACUCAGUCUCUGGGCAGGGGCAGGAGGGAGAGGGGGCAGAUACUCCCUUGUGUGGAGCACUUCGUGUGGGUGACGAGAGCCUGUGACUGGGUCAGAGGAUUACAAAGAGAAGUCCAGGACCCGUACCUGCUCAGUUUAGAGAAAUGAGUUUGCUGUAGAGCCGUGGAGUCCCUGGAAAUUGGCAGGAGAGGCAUCUGUGUGGACGUGAGCUGAACAGCCGAAAGGCCACUGCCUUUGCCCCUCUGCUCCCCUGCUGCCCCUCCAUUCGCCCCGUGUUCUUCAUCAAAACAGCUGCCUUUGCGUGGAGUGAGAGAUGAGAGAGUGGGGAUGCUGGAGCAUCCGGGCCUCCCCUCACCCUACUCCAGGUUCUAACCACUGGACCUGACCAUUGAAUCAGAGAAACCGUCAUCUCUAAGGAACACUUUUGUUUCAUCACAUGCCAUGUCAGUGACCUCAGAGCAGGGCCCGUGGUCAGGACGACACAGGUCCAUGUCCCUGCUCUGCUGUGGCCUCGUCUCACCUUGAACCAGCAUCAUCCUCUGUCAGAUGGGUCUAAGGGUACCUGCCUCAUAGGGCUGACUGCAGCAAGAAUGACAUCCACAUAAAGCACUUAGCCCCAGGCCUGGCACAUGGGAAAUGCCCAGUAGGUGCACUUAUCAGUUCACUGUCAUCAACCAUCACAGCCAUAGGUCUCUGAUCUCUCAGCGAAAUCUCAUUUCUUAAAUGGGUCUGUAAAAGAUUUAUGUCUUAGAAGAACAGUUCUUUGAACAUGGUCCAGGCCCGUGCGUGCCCUGCCCUGGAACCCAUGCAUGGUGACAGCAUGGCUCAGGGGCAGGAGACAUUUCUGCAGCAUUUGCUGGGCACCUAGGCCAUGCUGCUCUGGGAGGGUGGGGGGUCUUUGAAACAGUUGCUGAUGGGAGAGCUGAGUUACCAAACUGAUAACAGCUUCUGCCCGAGGAGAGGCAGUGAGGGCGGCCCCAGCAGGCUCCUCUGUGCUCCAGGCUCCAGUCUCGCCAGCCAGAAUCAAGAGUUCCUGGGAUAGCCAGCCCCUGCAGGUCAUCAGGGGUCAGCUCGGCCUUCUGCUUCCCUAGCUAUAAUGUCCCAACCAGAAUCUGUAGUUCAGCAGGCUGCAAAUUCAGAGAGAUAGGGGGAAACCCAAAGCUAACGCUGAAGGCAGGAGGAAAAAGCAGAUUGAAAGAGAGUAUGAGUUGAAGGGGGGGGGGGGUGUGUGUGUGUGUCUGUCUAUCUGUCUGUCUGUCUGUGUGUGUGUGUGUGUGUGUGUGUGUGUCUAAAAAGGCUUUUCCAAUUUCAAGGCUGGAGCAAAGACAGUGGGGAUUUUCAUUAUUGUUUAAACCUGCUAUUUCAGGUUUCAACAGCUUCCGAGGUUUGCAUUGCUCAUGCCAAGUCUGGGGGGAAAUCUGUCAAAAAUGCUUUUGAAGAGCUUUUGACAUUUCACCAGCCAAGUGCCUUUCAGACACAAAGAGAAAAUGGAGUUGCUCUCAGGGUAUUUUCUCCCCCUGCCCUGCUCUCUCAUUUGCUAUCCGGACCUGCCCCAGGCAGGCUGACCCCUCAGAGAAUGGCUCGGUGAGGACGUGGGGCGGUCACCCUGUGUGCAAAGGGUUCAUCCUCACAUCGUCUCACACUAACCCCGUCUCCUGCUCCCAGAGCCUGUGGAGGGAGCCCCUGCCUGUGCCCCAGUCUGGAGGAACCAGAGCUCAUGCGUGUAUUAAACAUUCCUACAGCGUUUUCCUCUUCCUGAGAUUUUUACAACCUCCUUUAGCUAAUUCUCAAAACAUCCCUUUGGGAUCUGGUGUUAUUUAUAGCCAUGAUUUUGCAGCUGGGAGAAGCAGGGGAAGGGAGUCCUCGUCGUGGUGGAGCCUGUCAUCAGGGUCGGGCCUCUGUGUGGUGACAGAGACCUGGUUCCUCCCUGCUGGGGGAUGGUGUGGCCAUGGAGGAGUGUGGGCCUCAGGGCGGGCAGGCCAGGCAGAGAGGCCGGGGCUGUGUCACUUGGGAAGAGUUACGUGGAUGCUCUGAGCCUCACAUUCUGCCUCUCUGAAAGGCGUGGCUGUGCCCUGCAGACGCCAUGCAUGCCUUUGGCUCACCUACUGUGUUCCAAGCACUGCCCUGGCUGUUAGCAUCAGGAUUAACGAGGACUAAUGAGGAGACACGAGCCCAGCCUCCAGGCCAUGGUGGGCAUGCGGAAGUUGGGCACUGCUGCUGUUAUCAUUAUUUUAUUGUUAUUAAUCCAAAGAAGUCAAGCCAGCAAUGCUUGCCCCAUGUCUUGCUGUCCCCUGGGUCUGAGGAACAGAGGUCUCCCCACUUUUGCAGGAAACUGUCUACCUAGAGGGAUCUCUCUUUUUCACAGUCACUUCACAGUUUGCGUCACAAGCCUGUGAGUAAACCCAAAUCAAAUAUUUCUCUCUCUCCUUUGUUGCCAUGAACGUUUUGCUCUCUGUGCACUGAAAAUUUUUAUUUCGUUAUUGCUUUUCCAGGAAACUUCCACCCCAAGUGUCUUAGACUCCCCCUCCAAGUGGGAAGGCCCGUGGGGUGGUGGCUGAUCACCAGGCCCUAUUAGUGACGCUCAGCUGCAGGCACUUGCUGGGAGGGGGCAUGAGGGGCUGCCCUUACUUAAGCUCGUCUGGCAGGGAGCUUUUCUGGUGGAUUUAUUGCUGCUCACUUUGUCUCCAUUUCCCGAGGCUCCAGGAGCCACAUUAAAUCUUAAUGUAAUGAGCGACUUGAAAAAAAUACCCAGCAGUGAAAGAGUGCUUCAAACAAGACCAGUUAUGUUUUGUAUAGAUCUGUUUGCUUGGAUUUUAAAAGCCUGAGAAAUGGCUUCGCAGCGAUGCUUGGGGCUAAUUCGAUGCUAUCAGGAUUCACUGUGGUCUCCUGGCUGUUUGUUUAAAGCGGAGGCUGAGGGGAGGGAUGGAAUUGGUUGUCUGUGCCCCUGUUGUCCUUCAUGUGGGAGCUCAGGUUACAGGGGAUGCCGUUCAAAAGCACCCUUCAGACCUGUCUGGAAUUUCGUUUGUCUUCAGGGCCAAAUCAGCCUCUAAUUGUGCUCCAGAGGUUGUCUGGCUGAGCUGCCAGAUGAUUGCCGGGAGCCAGGCCAAGGUGGACGUCCACACCUGCCUGUGGAGGCCUGGCGUCGGGGCAUGGCGGCCCGGGGAGAGCUAAGCACGUAGGCCAGGUGACUCAGCACCGUCCCAGGCUCCAGGGACUCCCUGGUCAGCUCUCUCUGCUCCUGGCCCUGGCAUGCUGUUGUUAAUAAUAAUAGCAGUGCUCAUUGAGGGCCCAAUCCUUCCCAGACUCCCUGCUAGGCACCUGCUCCAAGCUGUCUCUAAUCAUGGAAAUCAUUCUGCAAGGAAGGUUUUAUUAUCCCCAAGCCACAAAUAAAGAAACUGAGGCUCAGAUAGGUUAAGUAACUUACCUGAGGUCACAUAGCUAGUAAGUGGGGCAUGCAGCAUGCUGAUAGGCCCAUCCUGCCUGCACCGCUGGGUCCCUGGUGAAACUCUGGUCAAGCAGGGUGCAGUUAUGUGUGGAUUUUAGGCCAGGAGCAUGCUAGGCACCACCUCAACUCAAAUGAAAAUGCAGCAGGCGUGGAAGGUGGCAGCCACACCAAAGGGUCAUUGGCAGAAUUCUCCACUUUUAUCUUUAAUUAAGUAGGUAAUUCUAUUUUAUUAUAGAAAGAGAAAAAUUAGUCCCACACACCAGAUGAUAGCACGGUAAAUGGUUUUAAUGGUUGAUCUUCCGAACUCUUAUACAGUCCACACACACAGGCAUUGAACACAAAUGGGAUGGUUUCUCUACAUGCCGCUCGGUCUUCUCACCUAACACACUGAGAGGCAGCCUCUGUGGGGCUGGCUCAGACACAGUUCCCACAUGGAUAAGCAAACACCCCAGUGUUCUCCAGAGUUCUUCCAAGUGAGCACAAGCCAUUCAUAGCCCAGAGCUGCGAGAACAGCAGCCCCUAGGGCUCCAGCUAAAAUUUAACAAAACCUAAACUGAGUCAGAUCUCUCUGAGGGCCAGAGUCUGCAUGGUCUCAAAGUGUCCCCAAGGUGGCUGAGGGUCAGUCCCCAGCCUCUUGCCUGGCCCAGCCCUGUCUCUUGGAGGUGCCGGAGAGUCGUGAGAACAAACACGAGUCUGUGGGAGAAGUUUGGAGUUACCCUCAUGGAGGAUCUCACGGAGCAGGUCUUGUCCAGAAUGGAGAGUUAAAAACCAGUGACCCAAGCUAGGAAAGAUAAGGAAGAAAUGGUGGAGCUGGGAGAGGACCUGGUUUUUUGAUUCCUGGCCCCCCAUAGAAGCUCCCUCCAGUACAACCUCUAAUUCAUAUGGGAAGGUGGAUCAGUAGGUGGGAGGGGGCUGCUGGGGAUCCUGUCCCUCCUCUGCCACUCACUGACUCUGUGACCCUAGGUAAGGUACUGACUGCCCCCAAGCUCAGUGGCCAACAUCCGCCUCUUAGGAUUGUUGGGGAAUGGUCCACGCUGUUGUGGAACCUCAUGAGUGAGCCUACGGGACAAGCGAACAUGCCUCCUGCACAUGGCUUGGGGUGUCAUGAAUGCUGUCCUUUCCCCCCACCCACCUGGGCCCCAGAGCAUGUCAAGCAAGACUAAGAACUUUCAGAGGGGAGAUUAGUCCUCAAGGUCACCCCGAAUGCCUGAGGUUUACAAUGGUCAUUGAUCACUUCCGAGCAGAGACCUUGUCAAUUUUGCACUUGGUUUUAAUAGACCCCCCCCCCCCCCCCCCCAGGAUUGAGCCCUUUCCCUGACUUCACAUACGUAAUAACAACACCUGCAAAAGACGUUGGAAUGCUUCCUGGCAUUCCUGGCCAGGAAGUGACUCAGCCAGGCUCACUGCCCCGCCCGCGUGGCCUGGGUACCUUGCGGUCAAGGGAUGCCAUGAGAGCAAGACGGCCAUAGUCACGGUGCCUUCUCUGUUAACCUGUGCAGUUUUGGGGGGACCCAGAAACCCCACAACUGCCUGCCCCACCCUGGAGGCCCCCCAUCUCCAAGAAGGACUAUGAGCAUACCUCACUCUCCCUGCUGGACGUGUCUCCUGUAGCAGGUGGUGCCAGAGCCAAGGGUCCAAGUCAAGAUCUGAAGAGAAAAGGCUACUGGUGUUGCCUGUACAUCAGCACCAGGUCCGUCUCUUCCCCGGUGGGCCUCGUUAAUGCAAACAGUCAUGGAAAUAAGGCCCUGAGUGCGCAGUAAGCCCAUUUUCCCAAGGAGCAGGGAUUUUUUUUUAAUUUUAUGACCAAUUUAGAUAUAAAAGUCUUUCAUGGUGUAGGUGGACGAGUCAGAUGCCUACUUAAAAUAUGUAACUUAUUCAUGUAGUUAUUCAUUCAUAUUUAAAGUUAUCCAUUAUGUUUUU